Macrobrachium nipponense is the source of this 859-nucleotide messenger RNA. RefSeq lists its product as uncharacterized. The coding region runs from base 70 to 771 and encodes 233 amino acids. NCBI's taxonomy places the organism in Eukaryota, Metazoa, Arthropoda, Malacostraca, Decapoda, Palaemonidae. The record is from RefSeq and is a predicted model, not a curated record. The transcript has 2 exons.
CCUGGAAUCUCACCUGUGGCUGUCAUAACCUUUGGCUCUCCCGCAGCGAGAACAAGAUCACCUGAAGCCAUGCGAGUCUUGAUUGUUGUGCUGCUGGUGGCCGUUGCAUCGGCUGCAGAGCAGAAGCGUUCGGCUGACCCGGGAUACGGAGUGAUUGGCCACGGAUUCGGUGGCCAUGGACAUGGCUUUGGAUUUGGCCAUGGUGGGUUCGGCCAUGGCCUCGGCUUUGGCGGCCACGGCGGGUAUGGGCACGGCGGCUUCGGACACGGCGGCUUCGGCCACGGCGGCCUCGGAUUCGGAGGAUUCGGACACGGGGUCGGAUUUGGCCACGGAUUCGGGCACGGCCAUGGAGUCGGAUUCGGUCAUGGUUUAGGACAUGGCCACGGCCUCGGCUACGGCUAUGGACACGGCUUCGGACACGGUGGCCACUCUCACUCCCACUCUCACACCCACAUCCAUGGCCCUGGCCACUACCUUCACAAGCGUGAGGCCGACCCCGAGCCUGGCUAUGGCCAUGGUCACGGAUUCGGACACGGAUUCGGGCACGGAUUUGGGCACGGAUUCGGUCACGGGCACGGAGGCUUCGGAUUUGGACACGGAUUCGGCCACGGGCACGGAGGGUUCGGGCAUGGUCAUGGAUUUGGCCAUGGUUAUGGUUAUGGUCUUGGAGUUGCCCACCACCCUUACCACGGGCAUUCCUACGUGGCCCCGAGACUGCACAGCAACUAUGGCCACUCCCACUAUGGCCAUGGGUAUGGUUACGGCCGAUAGUUUCGACACGCGACAAUCAGCUGACCUUCAUGAACAUGUACAGUAUUUAUGAUUGUGAAUAAAACGAAAUAUACUCCUUCAAAUAAAA